CUCCAUUGCCGAUGAGAAACUCCACCAACUUUUCAGGGAGAUAUAUAAUAGCUCCAAGGCUAGUAUUUUGUUUUUCACCUGGAAUCGGAGCGCGGUUUGAUUUGAGAUCAUGGCGAGAAUUCUUCAUCGGGGCGAUUUAUCCAAGGCUGGCAUACUCAUCAAGCAUGUCGCAACUGAUGCAAGAUUUCAAAAGUGUGUACCUUUUGCAACUUCAAUAGCUGCAAGGAUGAUGAGUUCAGAAGCAUCUCUUCUGUCUGGGACAACCGAAGAAAAAGAGUUCAAGGGGCAUGAUAUGUUAGCUCCAUUCACUGCUGGAUGGCAAAGCACUGACUUGCAUCCCCUAGUGAUUGAGAAGUCAGAGGGAUCUUUUGUUUAUGAUAUCAAUGGGAAGAAAUAUCUUGAUGCUCUUGCUGGAUUAUGGAGUACAUCUUUAGGUGGAAAUGAGCCUCGUCUUAUAGCUGCUGCAACCACACAAUUGAAUGAGUUGCCAUUCUAUCAUUCCUUUUGGAAUCGUACCACAAAACCAUCCUUGGAUCUUGCGAAGGAGAUUCUUGACAUCUUCACAUCAAGAAAAAUGGGGAAGGUCUUCUUCACCAAUAGUGGUUCUGAAGCCAAUGAUUCCCAGGUAAAGCUGGUUUGGUACUAUAACAAUGCAUUGGGCAGGCCAAACAAGAAGAAAAUUAUAGCACGCUAUAAAUCGUAUCACGGAUCAACAUUGGUAGCUGCUAGUCUUUCUGGACUUCCAGCUUUGCACCAGAAGUUUGAUCUCCCAGCACCGUUUGUUUUGCACACUGAUUGCCCUCACUACUGGCGCUUCCAUCUUCCUGGUGAAACAGAGGAGGAAUUUUCAACUCGAUUAGCUAAUAACUUGGAGAAUCUUAUUCUAAAAGAAGGACCAGACACAAUAGCUGCAUUUAUAGCUGAACCAGUUAUGGGGGCUGGAGGUGUUAUACUUCCUCCAAAGACAUACUUCGAAAAGGUUCAAGCUGUUCUGAAGAAGUAUGAUAUAUUAUUUAUUGCCGAUGAGGUCAUUACUGCUUUUGGAAGGCUAGGGACAAUGUUUGGAUGUGACAAAUACAAUAUCAAGCCUGAUCUUGUCUCCAUUGCUAAAGCUCUUUCAUCAGCAUACUUACCAAUAGGUGCAAUACUUGUUAGCCCAGAAAUUGUAGACGUUAUAUAUUCUCAAAGUAACAAACUCGGUUCAUUUUCUCAUGGAUUCACAUAUUCGGGCCAUCCGGUCUCCUGCGCUGUUGCUUUAGAAACUCUUAAGAUUUAUAAGGAAAGAAACAUUACUGAGAUAGUGCAAGCCAUUGCUCCAAAGUUUCAAGAGGGCAUCAAAGCUUUUUCAGAUAGUCCCAUCAUUGGGGAGAUACGCGGGACUGGUUUGAUUCAUGGAACUGAAUUCACUAACAACAAGUUACCUAAUGAACCAUUUCCUGCUGAGUGGGGUGUAGGUGCAAUCUUCGGAUCAGAAUGUGAAAAGCGUGGAAUGCUAAUUAGAGUUGCUGGGGACAGCAUAAUGAUGUGCCCUCCCUAUAUUAUUACUCCAGAUGAGAUAGAUAAAUUGAUCUACAUCUAUGGAGAAGCUCUGAAGAGCACAGAGGAGAAGGUAGCCAAAUUGAAAUCCAAGGUAACUUGUUAGGCAAUCAUCUCUAGUGUGUAGUGGGAUGGAGUAGCAUAGAUCUCUCCGUGAGUUGUUGAUUAUGAAAAUAUUCUACGUACAGAAGAUUACUAAAUAUUACUAUAUAUAUAUAUAUAGUAAUAUUGCAUAUGCAUCAAGCAUCUCUAGAUAAGAACAAAGAUUUAGUCUUCAUAACAGAUGGGAGGUUAAAUUUAUCUCCUUAAUUGAUUGACAUUUGAAGUUUAUAUAUGGAUAUUGCCAUAUAUACACAUUGGAUUUUGCAAACAACAAUGAUUUCAUGUAUCUUAAUUUUCACGAGAAGGUUAUCUACUUAUUAUCAAAAAAGAGAGAAAAGUAGACAAUGUAAUGGAAUCACAUAAAUUCACGAGACUAGUUAAGCC
Molecule: messenger RNA, 2022 nt
Organism: Zingiber officinale
Lineage: Eukaryota; Viridiplantae; Streptophyta; Magnoliopsida; Zingiberales; Zingiberaceae
Product: probable gamma-aminobutyrate transaminase 3, mitochondrial
Exons: 19
Coding region: 110-1642 (510 amino acids)
Biological process (GO): biotin biosynthetic process
Molecular function (GO): pyridoxal phosphate binding; S-adenosyl-L-methionine:8-amino-7-oxononanoate transaminase activity
Source: RefSeq, a predicted model, not a curated record